GUUUUUAAUCAAUCACACUCCAGAUGGCCGAUUGAACCCCAGAUCUAACUAACCACAGAAUAAAGCCAAGGUGUAAAUUGAAGAUUGACAUGCCCCUUAAAAAAAGAAAACGAGAUCCGGGUGGGUUCUCUCAAACUGGAGCUGCGGGUCACCGGGUGACCAGAAAAGGAUCCAACACUUGCAAAGGCCACGCGGCCUCAGUUGGAGCGAGUUCUGCAUUUGAAGACGGGAGGUCACCACCAAUAUCAACCCUGUUCAACAAUGUAUCAGCGAAGGGGGGCGGUGGUAACGGCGGGGUGAGGUCAGGAGGUGGCGGCAGAUCCCAGGUCAGUGCUGGAAAGCUGCUUCACUGUGAGGAGCAAAUCGCUGAGAGGCUGCAUACGCCACAGGGCGCAGCAAGAGAACCCCUAAACCCAGAUCCAGUCCGCCUCACAACCUCACCCGUACUCGGAGGUGAUCGUCCAGUUUCCAGUUUUACCAUCCCGCCAACGGAGAAAGAUCUGGAGCAGUUGCAGUCUGGCCAAGACAAGAAUGGACACAUUAAAUGUUCACCAAAUGCCUAUAUCGUGUGGGGUCAUAUCCACCGCCGAUAUGCCCGUCGCAAAAUCAGCCCUGGAGCCAAUAUGAUAGAGACCGGUAUUGUGCUGGCCUGUGAGUGGUCCAAGCUCAGUCAGGAGCAGAAGAGGCCCUACUAUGAAGUGGCUCACAAACUGAAAUGCAUGCAGAAACAGCAAUUCCAUGAUUAUGUGUUGUGCCGACAGAAGAAGAAAGACAGAGAGUGUUUAUCCUCGGGGCAGGGAGCAGAACAAGACCCUGGCAUCUCCUUCUCACAGGCAGUACCUCCAGCUCAGUCCAAUUUGAAGGGCCCCAUGUAUCCAUAUCCCCCCAUAAUGCCCUAUGGGCAACCCACUUUUUACCCCGUGUCAUCAAAUCUCUGCUCCAGGGUCCGGAAUAAGCAUCUAAGAUACCAGCAGUCACAGCACUCACCACAGAGGGACGAGUCUUACGCAGCCGGACACCAGGCCGCAGCGACCGGCCAUCAACAAAGUGGAGUGUAAAUGUGUGGGUGAUGUUGGAGUGAUCUGGGAGACAUUCAACACAGGCAAUGAUAUUUAGAAAAAUCAUACAUUGAAUUUUAUUGCAAUAUAAAUAAAAUGCUUUGUAUGU
Messenger RNA from Cyclopterus lumpus (lumpfish), 1167 nucleotides. RefSeq names its product transcription factor SOX-30-like. The record is from RefSeq and is a predicted model, not a curated record. The transcript is spliced from 4 exons. The coding region runs from base 90 to 1058 and encodes 322 amino acids. NCBI's taxonomy places the organism in Eukaryota, Metazoa, Chordata, Actinopteri, Perciformes, Cyclopteridae.